Molecule: messenger RNA, 768 nt
Organism: Trichoderma virens Gv29-8
Lineage: Eukaryota; Fungi; Ascomycota; Sordariomycetes; Hypocreales; Hypocreaceae
Exons: 1
Coding region: 1-768 (255 amino acids)
Source: RefSeq, a predicted model, not a curated record
AUGUGUCGCCUCGUCAUAUGCCACUACACUGUUUGCAUGUGUUGGUCCCGAAACCACUACGAAUUCUGCUCAAGCGCCCGCCAGAUCAAAGGAACGGACUACCACAAACAGUGCAGUAAAACAACCACUGCUCUCAGACUUCUCAUUGGCUGGUGUGACAAAUGCAUGUCGACAAUUGAGAAUCACAUCAAGAGCGAUGCGGACUACGACAGCAACAAGCCGGCAGUCAAAUUCAGAGACGCAACGGCCAUUCGAAGAUUCUGGGGCGUCCAAGCCUCCGAUUACGACGAUCCAGAAAAGGUCCGGAAGAUUUUCUCGCGGCAGCACGACCCCCUGACGUGGCUCUGGUGGGACCCCGUUGUUGAUAGAAAGUCCGAUCUGCCUGUUCAACCCGGUCAUAUCACAUGGGAGGGGAAACUCAUCCAUGAUGCAUAUCGCGCCGCAAAGGCCAGCGCGGUCUUGCUCGGACCGGAUUCAUACGACCCCAGGGUUGUAGACUGGUCUGAGAUUACGCAGCGGGCGAGGAUUAGCACCAUUGUCUGGGCCAACGGGUAUGAGGAUGGAGAGAGGCAUGCUCCGAGGGUGCCUCUGUAUAUGGAUAAGCCGUAUGAUGCGGAAAUGUGGAAGUUGACGGCACCUGGGAUGAGUCGUCCAGUGGUGAGCUACCGGUGGUGGAGCGAUAUUGUGUCGAGAGAGACCACACAGCCUCCUCCUCCUAGCUAUGGGGAGCUCUACCCAGCAUCUGGCCAUAUUAUUACCGAGCAGUAG